UUGUUGUUUUCGCCCAAAUGAAUACAUUGCAGUCGCCGGAAAAUAUUUUUUGAAGUGAUUCCAAUGUAGCUCCCUGUCGGAAGACCCGAAAAACAACAAAAAUCGCCUCGAAAUGGCCUACGACGAACGUAGUAGUGAUGGCAGCAGCUCUAGCGAAGCUCCUGAGUCAUACGCCCACUUGCUGGCCCCCAAAUCAGGACAAUCGCAGACGCCGGCCACCGCCAUGCCGAAGCACAUUCCCUUUCCAGAGCACGCCACCACAUCCGAAUGGCUCAGCGAGCUCAUAAUGUGCGCAUUCACUAUGGGCUCGGCCAUCGUUCAGUUUAUCAACAUAUAUAGAACCAACUGGUGGCUGCCCCAAGCCCAUACAAGGCAUAUGGUGAACAUAGAGCUCAUCGAUCCGUAUCUUCGGUACCUCCUCCUUAUACUUAACACCCGAAGACUAAUUUACUGCUUACUGCUGGUGAGACUUAAAAAGGGCAACGAAAAGAGCACUCACCUCAUUCGACUGGGCAUCAAGUACGGAUUUGGAGGUCUGGUGCAGCUGGCAUUGGGCUUCUGCGCUAUGAAACUCUACCAGAAGAACUCGUACAUUCUUCUGCUCUUCCUGUCUUAUCCAGUGGUCAUCUACCUGUUGAUCUUUGGCUUCCAGCUGGAGCCCUUCCUGCGCACCAGAUUCGAGCUGCCUGGCGUUUAUAUCAACGAUAUGCCCGUCCACAGCUGCACCACUAAUGCUGUACACAUUCGGGACGAAGUGGAGACACUGCGGCAUGACUUCAACAAGCGCUUCAAGCAGCUCAUAUUCACCUCCAUGCUUAAUGCCUACUACAGUGGGCUGGUCCCCUGCUGUCUGGCCAUCAGUGUCCAGUAUAACGUGCUCCGUGCUGCUCAGCACUGCAUCAUCGUGUGCCUCGGAGCCUUUAGCCUGUGUGCCGUUUUUCUGUAUCCCGCCAAGUACAGUGAUACCCUGCAUCGGGCUACGUUGCAUUUAGGCUGCUGGCAGCGCAUUGACCGAGAGCCUGCGCCAUCGCAGUUAAUAGUGGCGGCCAAUGCGCUCGCUUGGUCAAAAUACUCCUCCUACGGCCAUGGUACCGUGGUGAAGCACAAUGGGGGGCUUUACAGAAGCCAGGGUGUUGUCACGGUGGCCACACCGGGCAACGCCAGCCAUGCGAGAUUUUAUAAACUCUUCCACAAUCCCACCAUCAUUUACUCCACAUUGGCCAUCCUUCAGGCGGCCGUGCUGUUGGUUGAGAUAGGUUCACUAAGCGCCGAGAGCGUCGAGUGGCACUUUGUGCUAUCCAUUAGCUUCGUGGCCUUCACCAGUAUGGGAGCCUUUUUUAAGCUAGUACGAGACUACCUUAUCACCAAGGACCUUUACAAAGCGGAGCACGCAGUGGCGCCUGAUCAACCAUUUAGACUACGCAUGAGAGAUGCAUUUAUGUAAUAAAUAUCCCAAAGAAUAACA
This is a messenger RNA of Drosophila ficusphila, 1465 nucleotides long. Its product is annotated as transmembrane protein 39A. The record is from RefSeq and is a predicted model, not a curated record. Lineage: Eukaryota; Metazoa; Arthropoda; Insecta; Diptera; Drosophilidae. Gene Ontology annotation, cellular component: membrane. The transcript is spliced from 4 exons. Bases 113 to 1444 code for a protein of 443 amino acids.